UAGUUUGGAAAAUGAAGCGAUGCUGUGUUUGUGUGGUUUAGUUGUACUACGAAACAAAACCAGUUUCACCUUUUCAGAUACACUCACAAUAAGUUAGCUGUUCACGAUGGAAACCAAUUAUCCCAUGUUGAUUUUGACGUUACUGCUUGCGUCUUCGUCGCUUACCAACGCCAACUACCACAACAUAACCCUUCACAACUUGACCCACGUGACUGAUGGGUCAUUCUUCGAUCCAACGGUUCUGAAGCUGCGAAACCAAUUGCUUUACAUAUCGUACCCCAAGGUCAACGCGGAUUACAGGAUAAAGCUUGAAUCUACGGCAAUCAACGGCACUUGCGAGAUCACGAUACCGGUGCCACGGAAACGCGAAUUACUUUCGCCUAGAGCAACUAUUCUGGGCAAUGAGAAACUCGUCGUUGCUUUCGUCGAAGCCGCUGAGGAAGGUCUCAGACCAUUCAUAAGGUUCCACAUUCUGGAUCCUCUAAAAGGCUGUUCUCCUUACACCAACUUCUCUGUGGUCUUCGAUGAUGCGAUACUCUGGUCGUAUGAUCCGUUUACCUUGAUUGCGUAUCAAGACACCUUUGACGUAUUCGCCAAGAGCUUUAUGCACUGCCAACCAAAAGGUGGUCUCUGCAUAAUCAGAUACAACGACAAAGGCGACACUCUGGGCAGCCUAAACUUGAACUUCACCACCGACAACAGCAACGUCGACCUCAUCAAGGUUCAUCCUCUGCAAGAAUUGUCCUCCACCGAGGGUUACCUCGUUGUAUCCAAGCAAACCUCCAAUCUCACGAUCGUUGACCGUAACCUCAAAGUCUUACGACACCUUACCUUACACGGAUUCAUUACCGCGCACUCGGUGCUAAACGGCGUCAUAAGCGUCUGCUACCACGUAGAGGAUGUCGAGCCUCAUGGCCAGUGUCUGAAGCUGGACUCGAGACUCAAAACUGUGGCCAACGUCUCGCUCAGCAACUCCCACUACUUCGUCAGUAAAAGGCUGUACAACCUUGCCGAUGGUAGCUCCCUCUUCGUCUCAGUGUCGAGAAGCAAGGUUAGGACGCUCGUGAGGAGGCUCAGUGUUGAUGGGAGGAUCAGUCUACCAGAACUGUAUCUUUACCAGUGCGACACCUUCGUCACCGAUACACAGGAUCGGUUCAUCGAACUCAAGGGAGGCGAUUACUGCUUCAGCUUCGUCUGGUCGGGAUUGGAGAUAAACAAGAUGGACCAGCAGUAUUGCCUCCGCUGGAACAAUCAUCCGGCCAACCUCACCGACGUCCUGAGCUCGCUCCUGGCGCGUGAAGCACUCUGCGAUGUUACCCUGGCCUGUGUCGGCGAGACUUUCAAGGCCCACCAGACGAUACUGUCAGCCUGCAGUCCGUACUUCGAGAACAUCUUCCUACAAAACACCCAUCCACACCCAAUCAUCUUCCUCAAGGAUGUUAACGACACCGAGAUGAAGGCCCUGCUACAUUUUAUGUACAAGGGCGAGGUCAAUGUGAGUCAGCAUCUGCUGCCUAUGUUCCUGAAGACAGCCGAGGCGCUGCAGAUCCGAGGACUCACAGAUAAUAACAGUGUAAAUAACAAAGGAGACGACAAGAGCCCAAGCCCCGAGCCUGAGUCCCAGGCUAGUGUCAGGCAUUCGGACUCACCCAGCAUACAGAGCCAUCCUGAAAAGAGGAAACGAAAGGCCUCUGGCAACUACGACGUUUCGUUCACAGGCCCAUCAGAAAGAUUCCUCUCCGAUUCUCAGGCAUCGUCUCAAUGUAGUUACAAAUCAAGUCCAACAGUUCCAAAGUCAAAUAAUGCACUGGGAGGUGAUCUGGACGAUGGUGGUCGAUCCAUUUCUCCAUCGUCUCAAUCGCAGGCUCCAAUAAAACAAGAGCUUGACCAUCACAUGUCAGAUUUCCACGAUAAUAUCUCUCUCCCAGGGCAUCCCGUCAGUCUGCUGAGCGAAGAUAGUGGCCCGACGACGGGGCCGCUCAACGACAACGUACCGAGCAUCGAAUCUUCCGAGCAUCACAAUCCACCAGAAAUGCUCGAUGGACUCGAUGAGCUGAAAAAUUGGCGGAUAUCACAGAUAUUUGUGAGACAGAGUAACACGGACGAGAGGAGACGGUGUUCGUUGUGCGGUAAGGUCGUUACCAAUGUGCGCAAUCACUAUUACGUGCACUAUCCCGGGAAGUACGCCUGUUCGCUCUGCCCGGCCGUGUACACGCGCAGCGACACGCUGCUCACGCACACGCGCAUGAAGCACGCGAACGCCCAGUAAAUUGGCAGCAAAACUGACUGCGAGAAAGAGAGAGAGAGAAAGAAAGAGAGAGAACUGACAGUCGCCAUUUUAUUCGUCGUUCGUUCGUCAAAAUGGCGACUAUCGUCGUCGUUGACUCUCUCGGGAGACUGACGGAGCUUUCGGCUAGUCGUCCUCGAGUUUGCUUAUAAGCUGUGAUCUCGUACGGGAGACGAGUUAUGCCGCGUUAUAUUUAUUCUUGUCUCUAAUUCUGCAAACUAUUGGACAGGGUACUUUUAUUGUUAUACGUUUUGGUAAUGUAAGUUGUUGAUUUUUGUUCUCUUAAGGUUAACGGCUAUAUUGAAAAAGACCUUUCUAAAUUUUAGACACUGUCGGUGUAUCGGGCAACGAUUAUAAAAUUUUAGUUAUAGUAUUUAAACUCAGUUUUAACUAAUUUCAAAAGAUAAAAAUUGAGUCGAUCUCAUCUCACUACUCUGUGUUAUGUUGUUUCUGCCAAACAAGCCAACGACGACUGGACGAACUUCUCGACGCUCCUGGGAAAGUGAAUUUUCUGUUAUAAAGUUACUAAAAAUUGUUCUAUAUUUAAGAACGCUGAAUUAUUAAUACGUGGUAAUGUGAUGAAACAAAAGAGUAGAUAUACCGGGUCGGGUCAUCUGUUGAAAAAAAUUUCGAAACUUCGGACACCGUCUACCACUUCGAUCUUUUGUACAUACACAUGAUUUUUAAUGCAUAAUUUACCGCUUGAUGUGUUCACAUUAACGAAGCUGUUGAUAUACGAUGACAUUUCACAGUUAAUCAAAGGAAUUCAUCAGGCCAGAGAGUACAAACGAACGAAACUGAACUCAUACACAUUGUCAAGUGAUCUACGAUUCGAAAAUCGAUCCGACUGUUUCGCUUAGUGAAUAUUACUUACCAUGCAUAGGCUUACGUUGUGUAUUUAAUCGAAUUACCGUUUAACAAUCUCGAAAAUGACGCUACAACAUUGUGCUUGCGUCUAGUUUCUAACAUAUCUUUAUUCCAAAGCAUGACUCGCGAUCAUUCCGUAUUUACUAAUUCCUCUUAUCCGCGCAAUUGCUUCGUUUGGUUUCGCAAAAAUUAAUCUCGCCGCGACGAGCCGAUAGCAAAAAACGAGCAUUUAUAUAGAAUCACGCAGUAUUUUUUACAUUCUCGUGAACACAAAGAAAAAA
Molecule: messenger RNA, 3435 nt
Organism: Nasonia vitripennis (jewel wasp)
Lineage: Eukaryota; Metazoa; Arthropoda; Insecta; Hymenoptera; Pteromalidae
Gene: Nvu1-fru
Product: Nvu1 - fruitless readthrough transcript
Exons: 8
Coding region: 107-2269 (720 amino acids)
Biological process (GO): regulation of transcription by RNA polymerase II
Cellular component (GO): nucleus
Molecular function (GO): protein binding
Source: RefSeq, marked reviewed